AUGAGCACAUCUACCCUCCCCCCCGCAACCCCCACGUACAUCCUCCGCGGCCACGCAACCCCAAUACACGCGCUCCAAAUCUUCCACAAAAACCUGCGCCUCGUCUCUGGCGACGCCGACGGCUGGAUCGUCGUCUGGGAUCUCAUCUUCAAGCGGCCUGUAGCGGUAUGGAAGGCUCAUGAGGGGGCUGUUCUUGAGGUCAAGGGGUUUGCACUUGGGGAUGGGCGGGUGACGGAGGUUUUUACACAUGGGAGAGACCAUAAACUCCGCGUGUGGAGGUUUCGAGUGCAGGAUGAGGAAAUCUUGCAGAAGACACUCCCUGUCGACGCGGAGGGAAAGGAUACAGCAAGCGCAUCCCAGCCAUGGCUCAUCCACUCGCUCCCCGUCAACGCGCUGAAUUUCUGCGCGUUCUCUAUGCUCUCUCUCAACGGCACCACUCCUCCCAAACCUGAAUCAUCUUCAAUCAAAAAUGAAGAUGAAAAAGGUACCGAUAACACCGAAACUCCACCCACGUUAGCCCUCCUCGCCGUCCCCAACGCCCUAGACUCCGGCGCAAUCGACCUCUUCCAUCUCCCCGCCGAGCGCAGAAUCUGUACGAUUCCUACAGAUCCUGCUGUAAAAACUGGGAUGGUUAUGGCUGUGCAUUUACUCAGCUCAGCUUCUUCUCCGUCGUCAUCAUCGAAUGAUCUCUAUGUUGCUGCGGCCUAUGAGGAUGGGCACGUUAUGCUCUUCGGGUGUCGCGGGGCACUCGCUCGACAGGACCUUGGCAGCGGCGCAAAGGGAAAUAGCGGAUCAAGCACCUGGAAAUGGGAGAAACUUUACGCCUCACACCCCCAUUCACAGCCCGUGCUAUCAAUCGACGUCGCGCCCUCGGGGGAGUACUUCCUCUCCUCGUCCGCGGACGCGCUGCUGAUCAAACAUCCACUCCCGAGGUUUGGAAUGGCAGCGUCGGGGUCAUUGUCCAGCGAGACGCCCUCGAAGAGUGUCCAUACGAAACACGCGGGACAACAGGGUCUACGCAUCCGCGAUGACGGGAAGAUCUUCGCGACGGCGGGGUGGGACUCGCGGGUACGCGUUUACUCGGCCAAGACGAUGAGGGAGCUUGCUGUGCUCAAGUGGCAUAAGGAGGGGUGUUAUUGUGUUGCGUUUGGUAGUGUUGCGAGUCCGGGUGCGGGUGCAGGUGCGGGUACGGGUUUGGCUUCGACAGAGACUUCAACUGGGGAGGCGGGAGACGGAGCUGGGAGACCCUCUGGCUCUGAAGUUACGGAUGAGGAGGAGGGGACAGUCACCCGCCGCGACGAGAAGGAAUAUACCCUCGCGCAGGUCCAGCGACAGCGAAGCGACAAAGUUCAGAAUACGCACUGGCUAGCCGCCGGCUCGAAAGACGGAAAGAUCUCAUUGUGGGAUAUCUAUUGA
Molecule: messenger RNA, 1416 nt
Organism: Aspergillus calidoustus
Lineage: Eukaryota; Fungi; Ascomycota; Eurotiomycetes; Eurotiales; Aspergillaceae
Source: the annotation of a GenBank genome assembly